GCUGCUGAGGACUCUGCUGUUCCUGAGGAGAAGAUGAGCUCUCCCCCCGUCAGUAAGAUCCCCAGAUAUAAAGGCCCCAGUCUCAGAGGACAGAGUCAGACAGCAGCCAAGGACUCGGAGCGCGAGUCGUCUCUGGGGAAAGGAGACUUCCAGCAGCAGGUCUCCAGACCCGGCGAGGCGUCCCACAGCAGGACGUGCUCCUCCGGUCUGAAGAAGGAUGGUGUGGACCUGGACCUGGAGGACGAGCCCGACGAGGGAGACUCUUUCUUUGAUGACCCGCUGCCCAAACCGCAGAAGACCUACGGCUGGAAGGUGGAGACGUCCAGGCCUAGAGAAAGUCCAGCAGGGUCCCUGUCCGAGGCCCAGAGACCAGGAGGAAGAGGAGGAGGAGGAGGAGGAGGAAGCAGUGUGUCAGAGCAGAGCCACAGCAGGAACGGUGCGUCGAACUCCAGAGAACGAGACUUCAGAGACUCAAAGGCCCCAAACGAUAAAACCGGAUCUCUGCAUUUAGAUGACGAUGUUGAAUAUGACGAUGACUUUAACAGCCAUCGGUCCGACCUCUCCAAGAGCGAGCUCAGCAUCGGUGAGGAGAUUGAGGAAGUUUCCAUCGAGGGACCCGACAACAGUGACAAGUUGGAUGAGACCACCCAGGACCUGAGUGUGUCUCAGCUCAGUCAGAGUCACGGAGUCGACUACAUGGAGGAAGUGGCCUGACCCUCACAUCACCCAACACCCUCUGCUCUCCCAUCAUGCACCUCUUUGUAUCGUCAAUAUUUAAGUCUGUACAGUUUCAAUGAACAAAUAAAUAAAUGGAUUUGUAUCGAAA
This is a messenger RNA of Morone saxatilis (striped sea-bass), 826 nucleotides long. It is a transcript of the gene cep43, whose product is annotated as centrosomal protein 43. Gene Ontology annotation, molecular function: protein binding. Gene Ontology annotation, biological process: microtubule anchoring. The record is from RefSeq and is a predicted model, not a curated record. NCBI's taxonomy places the organism in Eukaryota, Metazoa, Chordata, Actinopteri, Moronidae. Gene Ontology annotation, cellular component: centrosome.